GGUUUAGCCGCCCGUAAAGAGCUCCCCUCCGAGUCGACAUUAAUUAUGUCGGCGACGAUGAGCACCGAUACAGAACCCUAUGAACUUCUGACCUCAACCAGAUACGACCUACAACUCUUAGGACUGGAAUGGAACACCGUCGCGAACGAUGAUACUCCUUCUGCGUAUAUGCUCCUGCCCUAUCACAUAGAUCGGCUCCGUGAUGCUGCAAAACAGCAUGGAUGGACGAAUUGUCUAGAUGGUCUCACUGAGGACGCUCUGCAGGAGGCCUGUGACGCUGCUGUAGAAGCCGCAUCUGAAGAACAUCCGGGAAAACCAUUUAGAGUAUGUCAACAUCUCUCGCCGAUCACACAAGUUGUUGAAGCUAUUGGGUUUUCAAAGGUACGAGUAACUCUAUCUCGUGCCGGUCGUCUUUCUGCGACAGCUUUUCCUGUUGAACCGCUACCUACAUCGGAUCCACUUGAGCCAAGCAGUGUUCCCGAACACGUUUUCCGUCUGGAUACUGAACCAACAGAACCAUCCUUGUACACAUCCACCAAAACCACACGGCGUGGGCAUUAUGAUGCUGCCCGAGCUCGCACCAAUCUACCGCUUUUAACCACUCCUGCGGGACGAUAUUCGGACGUAAUUUUACACACUCCAGCAGGCGAGCUUUCUGAAACUUCUAUACGGAAUCUCGCAAUCCGGAGAGAUGGCCAGUGGUUGACUCCCAAUGCAAAGAGCUCAGGAUGCUUAUCAGGAGUCAUGCGACGCUUGUUAUUGGAACAAGGAAAGUGGAUCGAAGCGGCGGAAGGGCAGUUGCGCAAAGACGACCUUGUCGAUGGUGAGAUCGUGAUGACCGCUAACGGAGUUGAAGGCUGUCGUUUGGGCACCGUCGUGCUGCAUUCACGCUGAUAGUCAAUAUUUAUAAAUAUUCAAAAGUCCAUAUACCCAACAAAUCGCCUAUGAAUAAAGAAGAAAUGUCCAAUCUCAUACCAUGUUGGAGGCAUCCGAUGAACCCGAGCCAAAGAUACCAGAAAGAGAAACAUACUCGCGCAACCUCUCGAUCACACCUUUCUCCUCAUA
Molecule: messenger RNA, 1065 nt
Organism: Somion occarium
Lineage: Eukaryota; Fungi; Basidiomycota; Agaricomycetes; Polyporales; Cerrenaceae
Source: the annotation of a GenBank genome assembly